AUGUUAUAAUUUUCUUCACAGAAUACUCUUAUAAGAAUGAAUGCCAUUAGAUAUGUUGUUCUUCUAUAAAAUAUAGAUAUUAUUUUAAGUUUCUUAUAAUCGUUUAAUUAGUUUUCUCGUAUGAUAUCAUAAUUUAAUAAUAAUUUUACUUCUUCAACAAUUUACUAAUCAUAUCUAAUUAUUAAAAGAGACUUUCUAUCGACAUCCAUCAAUUUUCUAUGUUAUUCUUCUGUCAUUAUCUAUUGCGAAUUUAUAUAGUUACUAAUUUCACGAAAAAGCAUUAAUAAUAUAAGUUGCCUUGUGUAUAUAGCAAUUUUGCAUAAUAAAAUCAAUACUAAUUUUGGGUAAAUGCAGAAUUGCGUUUUACACUUGAGAAUUAUUAAUUAUAAAUUGCUAUAACUUCGAUUUUCGUUUGUUUCUAAUUUAAAUUUUUUUCUAUAUUUAUUGACUUAACACUACUUUCUUUAAUUAAAAAUUUAUAUAGCCAUAAACUUUCGAUAUUUUUAUAUUUCUGAAUGCUUUUUUUUUGAGCAAUUACAUUUCAGUUUAAUAAGCUUCCUCUUUAAUAGUAUAUAUACCAAAUUCAAAUUAUCAUGUUUGCCCUUACAAAAAUUUUGGAUGAUUUAGGUUGUAUGUGAAUAUCACUAUCUUGUAUAAUUAAUAAAUCCUUAAACUUUUAUUAUCAAGUGGAGUAAAUAAACAAUAAAUAAAGGAUUUUUUAAGAAUAUAUUUCAUUAAAUGUUACAACCUUGCAAUAUUCUAUUUAAAUACAUACAAUAAGGUUUCAAAAUUAAGAAUAGUUUAAGCCUAAUCCUUUUAAGAAGGUUAUUAAAAAUACUGUAUAAAUUUAGUAAGAGAUUAACUUUAUAUUUUGUAUAAAUUAAUGUCAAAAUGUGCAAAUUUUUAGAAUAAUAAUCCUCACUCAACGCAUACAUAAAGCAGAUAGAUAAAGUUUGGAAUGAAUUAUUAUUCUCUUAGUACCUUUACUGA
Paramecium tetraurelia is the source of this 990-nucleotide messenger RNA. RefSeq lists its product as uncharacterized. The transcript has a single exon. The record is from RefSeq and is a predicted model, not a curated record. NCBI's taxonomy places the organism in Eukaryota, Ciliophora, Oligohymenophorea, Peniculida, Parameciidae.